Molecule: messenger RNA, 483 nt
Organism: Trichobilharzia regenti
Lineage: Eukaryota; Metazoa; Platyhelminthes; Trematoda; Strigeidida; Schistosomatidae
Source: the annotation of a GenBank genome assembly
AUGGCCACUUUCGAGGAUGAUGAUUUUGUUACUGGAGAGUCUGGAGCUUCAAAGACGGAGCCAAAACAAUGUAGCUCAUUGAGAAAAGGUGGAUACGUCGUUAUAAAGGAUCGCCCUUGUAAAAUUGUGGAAAUGACGACCUCAAAGACUGGGAAACAUGGCUCAGCAAAAGUGCACUUAGUGGCACUUGACAUCUUCACUAGCAAGAAGUAUGAGGAGAUAUGUUCGUCAUCUCACACUAUGAAUGUACCGAUCAUCACACGCAAAGAAUACCAAUUGAUGGAUAUAAAGGAUGGAUUCUUGACACUUAUGGGUGAUGAUUUCUGUGUAUUUGAAGAUAUACCUCUUCCUGAUACUGAUGUUGGCAAAGAUAUUCAAGAUAAAUGGAAUUCGAAGGGAGAUUCGGACAAUGUGAUUGUUUCUGUUGUUACUGCUAUGGAUGAGCAACAAGCUCACGCAGUUCGUACUUCCUCAGAUAAAUAG